Messenger RNA from Neomonachus schauinslandi (Hawaiian monk seal), 1645 nucleotides. It is a transcript of the gene RNF125, whose product is annotated as ring finger protein 125. Gene Ontology annotation, biological process: protein polyubiquitination; ubiquitin-dependent protein catabolic process. The record is from RefSeq and is a predicted model, not a curated record. NCBI's taxonomy places the organism in Eukaryota, Metazoa, Chordata, Mammalia, Carnivora, Phocidae. The transcript has 6 exons. The coding region runs from base 168 to 866 and encodes 232 amino acids. Gene Ontology annotation, molecular function: ubiquitin protein ligase activity.
UUGGGCGCCGCGGCUGAGCCUGCUGCUAGGCUGCUCAAGCUGGGCGCGCGGGGAGGCGGCGAGCACAGCUGGGCCGGGACUUCCUUCCUCCCUCUACCGCAGGACAACAAAACAACCCGGCAGCAGGCGCUGAGCCCUUGGCAGCUGUCUGGGCGAGAGGCGCAGCGAUGGGCUCCGUGCUGAGCAGCGAUAGCGGCAAAUCCGCCCCCGCCUCGGCCGCCCCGCGGGCCCUGGAGCGCAAGGGGGACCCCGAGCUGCCCGUCACGUCCUUCGACUGCUCCGUGUGCCUCGAGGUGUUGCACCAGCCCGUCCGGACCCGCUGUGGCCACGUAUUCUGCCGUUCCUGUAUCGCUACCAGUCUAAAGAACAAUAAAUGGACCUGUCCUUAUUGCCGGGCCUAUCUUCCUUCAGAAGGAGUUCCAGCCACCGAUGUAGCCAAAAGAAUGAAAUCUGAGUACCAGAACUGCACCGAGUGUGACACCCCGGUUUGCCUCAGCGAAAUGAGGGCACACAUAAGAUCUUGUGAGAAGUAUAUAGAUAAGUAUGGACCGCUGCAGGAACUUGGGGAGACGGCAACCAGGUGUGUGUGUCCAUUUUGUCAGAGGGAAUUGGAUGAAGACAGCUUGCUGGAUCACUGCAUUACUCAUCACAGAUCAGAAAGGAGAUCUGUGUUCUGUCCACUUUGCCGUUUACUACCUAAUGAGAAUCCAGGAAGCUUUAGUGGCAGUUUAAUAAGACAUUUGCAAGUCAGUCACACUUUGUUUUAUGAUGAUUUCAUAGAUUUUAAUAUAAUUGAGGAAGCUCUUAUCCGAAGGGUCUUAGACCGGUCACUUCUGGAAUACGUGAAUCACUCAAACACCACAUAAUUUAAUUAAGAGGAAAGGGAAGGAGACCAUAGAAUUGCACCAUUUGUUAAGAUGCUGCUUGAACAAUUGGAGGGCAAUUGUAAAUGUUCGAUGGGCAAAAAUGUACAACACUGUUAUACAUUUGUCCAUGUUUAUUGUUAUAUUGUCUUUUAAAACUGCUUUCAUUUUGAUGGCUUAAAUCUGUUUUACAUUCUUGAGUUUUUUAGACACUUAACAACAAAAAAUAGUCUCCAUCAGCCAUUAAUAUAUGGAAGAGAACAUCAGGCAGGAUAUGUGGGUGAAGGAUCUUUAUUUGCAAAUUGGAUGAUAUUAUGUGUAAUGCUACAUAUUAAUAACUACUAUCAUGGUUGAGCAAGAUAACUAAUCUUUGUUUUAUCUAAAAAGAUGGAGAGUGAAACCAAGUGUGGACAUUCAAGGAAAUAUGAAAUCUGUUGUAGUGCUCAUCUAAUCUCUAAUAGAAUAAUAUGAGUAGCCUGGUAUUGGAGUAGGAGAGGAAAAUUUUGGAAGUCAACAAAGUCCACUUAACCAAAUUGUAAAAUAUAAUACUGUAACAAAAUAAAUUUUGUGUUAGGGAUGUAUACUUAAUUCUUUGACUUUUUAUAACUAUGCACAAUAAGAAUUUAAUAUUAUAUUUUUCAAAUAUUUGUAGCUUAUUAUUUAGAAAUAUUUCUAUAAUAUAGGCAAUUUUCUUAAGAACCUUCAGCUGAUAUUUAUAGUAGAAGUGUUCACAUCCAUAAUUUUUAGUGGAAAACGCCAAGGGCUUUGCUUUUUUUUACUUU